UAUGUGCCAUCUCCAACACUCGCACACGUGUUGGGCCUUAAAAUUGUAAACACGCGCAUUAAAAAUGGGCGCAACUAAAAAUAUGGACUUGAUCGGCACCAUUGAGGACGAUGCCGAGGUAGAGAAUCUAUCCGAGGACUCGGACGCAGAAGUAGAAUAUCAACCGACGAAAUUGCGGCACAAAAAGGUAACCGAAUUCGAGAAGGGAUUCGAGUUUGUGUCCUCCGUGAAGGAGUACAAUCAGGACACCUGGGAUGAUCUGAUGAAGUAUGUGAAACGCAAGGCGCGCACAAAGACAGACGACAAGAUCGCUGCCCGUCUGCAGCAGCGUGGCGGUGCCGAAGCCGUUGCCGCCGAGCAGAGCGACGAUGAUGAUGAGAUUGCUCUCUCGGACGAUGAGCUCCAGCAUGACAAUUUGCGACUGCGCGAAAAGAAACAGAGCAAGAAGAAGAAGAAAUCUGCGGACGACGACAUCGACGAAGAUGAAGGCGAGAAAAUGCAAUUCGAUGAUACUGUGGAGUCCAACGAUUUGAUAACCUCGUUCUAUCAAAUGAAUCUGUCGCGUCCGCUCAUGCGCGCCAUUGGAGUCCUUGGGUACAUAUAUCCCACGCCCAUCCAGGCAUCCACAAUACCCAUAGCACUGUUGGGUCGCGACAUUUGCGGUUGUGCAGCGACCGGAACUGGCAAAACGGCUGCUUAUAUGCUGCCCACAGUGGAGCGUCUGCUCUAUCGACCCCUGAACAACAAGGCCAUCACCCGGGUGCUGGUGCUGGUGCCCACACGUGAAUUGGGCGCCCAGGUCUACCAGGUGACGAAGCAGCUGUGCCAGUUCACCAGCAUCGAUGUCGGCCUGGCCAUCGGUGGUCUCGAUGUGAAAGCCCAGGAAGCAGUGCUUCGCCAAAAUCCGGAUAUUGUUAUUGCAACGCCGGGUCGCCUGAUCGAUCACAUUAAGAAUACACCAAGUUUCAGCUUGGAUUCCAUUGAGGUGCUCAUUUUGGAUGAGGCCGAUCGUAUGUUGGAUGAGUAUUUUGCGGAGCAAAUGAAGGAGAUUAUCAACUCCUGUUGCAAGACACGCCAGACGAUGCUCUUCUCGGCGACGAUGAGCGAACAGGUCAAGGAUCUGGCCGCCGUUUCGCUGGACAAGCCGGUCAAGGUGUUCGUCAACAAUAAUCAACAGGUGGCCUUCAAUUUACGGCAGGAAUUUAUACGCAUACGCGAGGAUAAGGAGGGCGAUCGCGAGCCCAUCCUGGCUAGCUUAAUCUGUCGCACUUUCCACGAUCACUGCAUGGUCUUUGUGCAGACCAAAAAGCAGGCGCAUCGCCUCCACAUCCUGCUCGGCCUUCUGGGCGUGCGUGCCGGCGAGCUGCACGGCAAUCUUACACAGCAGCAACGUCUGGAGUCGCUCAAGAAGUUCAAGGAGGAGCAAAUCGAUGUGCUCAUUGCCACCGAUGUGGCUGCACGUGGUCUCGACAUUGUCGGCGUGAAGACUGUCAUCAAUUUCGUGAUGCCCAUCACCACCGAGCACUAUAUCCAUCGUGUGGGUCGUACGGCCCGAGCCGGAAGAGCGGGCAUCUCCGUUUCCCUGGCUGGGGAGAAGGAGCGCAAAAUUGUCAAGGACAUUAUCAAGAAUGCCGAGAGCAGUGUGAAGAAUCGCAUCAUACCACCAGAGAUCAUUGAUAAGUAUCGCAAUAAGCUCACCGCCUUGGAGCCAGAGAUACAGAACAUACUUGAUGAGGAGCAGGCGGAACGACAGCUGGCCAAAACGGAGCAGCAGCUAUCGAAAACGGAACGCAAACUUCUCGGCCAGCCGAAUGAGAGACGCACCUGGUUCCAGACCAAGCAACAGCGCGAGAAUGAAAAAGCCCGUCUAGCUCUGACCUCCACCGAGGAUGAGGCGAAACCAGCAGCAGCAGGAGGAGCAGCAGCAGCGGGUAAAGGUAAAUUCGGUGGCAAGCGCAAGCGAGCCGAGUAUGGAGGCGAUGGUGAGGAUGGACCGUCUGUCAAAGAGGUGGAAGCCAGGCGCAACAAGAAAAAGAAGGAGGAACCUCGUAAGAAAACGCCCGAGCAGCUUGCCAAGGAGCGCGCCAUGAAGGAAAUUGAAAAGGUUUCGCUGGUACGCGCCAAAAUGGCCAAGCUACGCAAGCGUCCAGGCAAACUGGGUGCAGCCACCGAGGUGCAAAAGUAUUCCAAUGCUGACAGAAGCAAACCGAAGCGGCAAGGAAGACAAUCCGCCUUCACCAACGAUCUAACUGAUGUCAGUCGCGGCGGUGCACUGCGUCUGCGAUCCGAAGCCAAUCGCCACAAAAAGAUGACCAAAAUUGCCGCCAAGAAGAAAACUAGCAAUGUGAAGUUGACCAACAAGGCGGGCAAAAACAAAUUCAACAAGGGCAAAAACUUUGGUGGGCCGCGUUUCGCCAAAAAUAAUAAAAAGAAGUAGUAAUACGGCUAAAUACUUGUAAUAAAACAUGAAAUUAAAUAUAAAUCUAUCGUAAUUAAUUUAA
Molecule: messenger RNA, 2501 nt
Organism: Drosophila grimshawi
Lineage: Eukaryota; Metazoa; Arthropoda; Insecta; Diptera; Drosophilidae
Gene: Rs1
Product: probable ATP-dependent RNA helicase DDX27
Exons: 5
Coding region: 65-2437 (790 amino acids)
Molecular function (GO): nucleic acid binding; ATP binding; RNA helicase activity
Source: RefSeq, a predicted model, not a curated record